GGCUCGGCAAAAUCGUGCUUUUUUUUACUACUAUAGGAAUAUUCGCGACGCGUUUCGCUCUGGACGUUUCUCGAUCGUGUAAUUUUACUCUUUCUCGUUUCGCAUCUGUGUCCGGUCGCGGAUAUGAAAGCGCGCAAAGUGAACAGGGCGAAAGCGUGGUUGAUCUGUUGUGAAAAAUCGCAAACCGUUGAUUCUGACUCGAGCGAUCGAGAAAGCGAGGAGCACAAAGCGCGGAGUAAAGCGGAGAAGCGGGUGGCCGACAAGGUAGAGAAUAAAGCGGGGAACAAAACGGAGGGCGAUGUGGAGACUAGGGUGGAGUGCGAAGUGGAAAAUCCGAUAGAUAAGACGGGGGAUAAAGUGGGAGGCGAAACGCAUGGUGAUGUCGAGAAUAAAGUGGAGAACCAGAUAGACAAGACCGAGAAUAUGCCGGCGACCAAAAUGGAGGGCAAUGUCGAGAAUAAGGCGGAGAACAAGGUGGAAAACCAGGUGAACAGCGAGAUAGACAGUAAAACGGAGAACGAGAUGAGCGGUGUUGAAAAUGAAGUGGAGAACAAGGUAGAAAAUCAGACGGACAAGACGGAGAAAUUGGAGGUCAAAACGGAGGCCGAUGUCGAAAAUAAGAACAAAGUGGAGGACCAGGUAGAUAAAGUAGAGAAUCAAGGGGUGGGCAAAACUGAGGAUGAUAUCGGGAACAAGAUAGAAAGAAUGGAGGAUCAUGUGAAUAAGACAGAAAAUAAAACGGAGAGCAAAACGGAGGGCGAUGUCGAGAACGAAAUGAACAACGACGAGGAGAGCAAGGUGGAGACAGACAGCAAUGUCGACAGUAAAAUGGAGGACCAGCAGGUGCAGGAGAAUAUUCUUCCCGUAUCAUACACAACGGAUCAUGGUUAUACGUACGAUCUCUUGGUCAUCGGUGGAGGGUCAGGCGGCCUGGCGGCAGCCAAGGAAGCCGUGGGACUGGGUGCGAAAGUCGCGGUUCUCGAUUACGUAUCCCCGUCUCCGAUCGGCACCACUUGGGGUCUGGGCGGCACCUGCGUCAACGUGGGAUGCAUACCGAAGAAACUCAUGCACCAAGCGGCGCUGCUGGGUGAAGCUGUUCAUGAGGCGGCGACGUUCGGUUGGCAGGUAGACCCGAAGACCGUAAAAAUCGACUGGGAAGCCUUGAGGACCGCCGUACAAAAUCACGUCAAGUCUGUGAACUGGGUCACUCGCGUCGAGCUUAGGACAAAGAAAGUUGAAUAUUUCAACGCUCUUGGGGAGUUCAAGGACGAACACACGGUAGUCGGGGUCACCAAGAAGGGGGAGGAGAAAGUGCUUACGGCUAAAAACAUAUUAAUCGCGGUGGGCGGUAGGCCAAGAUAUCCCGAUAUUCCAGGCGCUGUAGAGUACGGCAUAACUAGCGACGACAUCUUCAGCUUGGAGCGUGCGCCAGGAAAGACUCUCGUUGUCGGCGCUGGAUAUAUCGGUCUGGAGUGCGCUGGUUUUCUUAAUGGCUUGGGCUACGAUACAACGCUGAUGGCACGUUCGAUUGUGCUGCGCGGAUUUGAUCGGCAAAUGGCGGAGCACGUUGCCGAGGAGAUGCAGCAACGCGGCGUGAAUUUCGUCUACGAGGCGAAGCUUAAGAAAGUAGCGAAACAGGAGGACGGCCGCCUCCUAGCUGACUGGGUCGACAAGGAUGGCCAAAUUCAUCAGGAUGUGUACGACACUGUUCUGUUUGCCAUCGGUCGACGAUCGCUCACUCAAGAGCUGAAACCGGAGAACGCCGGGUUGAAGCUUGUUCCAGAAACCGGAAAGAUCGAUGCAGUUAACGAGCAGACGAAUGUUCCAAAUAUUUACGCGGUUGGCGAUGUACUUCAUAAAAAGCCCGAACUAACACCCGUCGCUAUACACGCGGGUAAACUGUUGGCCAGAAGAUUGUAUGGUAAUUCGACCGACAAAAUGGAUUACGUGAAUGUCGCGACGACAGUGUUCAGUCCGUUGGAAUACGGAUGCGUCGGACUGAGCGAAGAAGCGGCGAUCGCGCUCCACGGGGAAGACGAGAUAGAGAUAUUCCACGCGUACUACAAGCCAACGGAAUUUUUCGUACCCCAGAAGAACGUUGAUCGCUGCUACGUGAAGGUCGUCGCGCUUAGACACGGCGAUGAAAGGGUGCUUGGAAUGCACUUCGUCGGACCCAAUGCGGGCGAAGUAAUUCAAGGAUUCGCAGCUGCCAUCAAAUGUGGUUUAACAGUAUCGAAACUGAAGUCCACCGUCGGCAUACAUCCGACGGUAGCGGAGGAGUUUACGCGCAUAUUCAUUACCAAACGCUCGGGCAUGGAUCCUAAGCCGCAAAGCUGCUGCAGUUAGAUCGAUGCGCGCGUAGCGUCCGUCGUGCUUCUUUCGAUUACAUUCGCAGAUUCCGCACCGGUUAUCCAAUUAAGAAAUAACGCGGCCCGUACUCUUGUGGCAAAAGCCAGCCUGUCGGUUGAAACAGUUUUUUUCCAUCGUUACGUGGCAAGAGCGCUGGAAUACCGCAGUAUUACAAAACUAAACAGCGAAAGAAUAGAAUCCAGAAACAACGGCUCCGUUAUAGUUACGUCGCACUAAUAGUACUUUUAUAUAAUAUAUAACUUUUUCCAAGGAAUUACGUCUUACAGCAUACGCAUCGUCGAUGCAAAAAAUUAUUGUGAUGCGUAUUUGAUAGUUUAUUAAUAAUAAAUUAAUAUUAAUAAAAUGUUGAAAUCAUGACCGACACGAUUGUUUCUAAAACAAUUCCUUAUUACGAACUGAAAUAUAUUUCCUCACUAGUAUCCAAAGUAAA
This is a messenger RNA of Vollenhovia emeryi, 2800 nucleotides long. RefSeq names its product thioredoxin reductase 1, mitochondrial (gene Trxr1). The transcript is spliced from 9 exons. Gene Ontology annotation, molecular function: thioredoxin-disulfide reductase (NADPH) activity; flavin adenine dinucleotide binding; glutathione-disulfide reductase (NADPH) activity. Gene Ontology annotation, cellular component: mitochondrion; cytosol. The coding region runs from base 124 to 2346 and encodes 740 amino acids. The record is from RefSeq and is a predicted model, not a curated record. Gene Ontology annotation, biological process: glutathione metabolic process; cellular response to oxidative stress; cell redox homeostasis. NCBI's taxonomy places the organism in Eukaryota, Metazoa, Arthropoda, Insecta, Hymenoptera, Formicidae.